CUUCCCUCCAGCUUUUGGUGUCCUCCCAGUCACCGUUUUCCACGACAGAUGACAUGUACCUAGAGGGCCGAACAUCAGGCGACCUCCCUAUAGAUGAUGAAGAUGGAGAAGAUGAUGGCUCAGGCUCAGGAUCUGGAGACUUCGCUUACACUGAUGCAGAGGAGUUACUCAGGAUGUUCCUCAACUUCUCUAAGACCACAGUCUCCAAAGAAACCGUUCCACUGCAGCCGGAGCCAACGGCAGACUCUCCUCACAUCCCACCAACCACAGCAGCCGACGGCCAUGUUCACACAGCCACAGAGGAAACGACACCAUACAAAUUCCCUGAUGGCAACAACGGCAAUGAGGAGGUCCCUGGUAUUGGCUCAACAACGGUUGGGUAUCCUGAGCUCAGCUCCACCACUGAACCCACCACACAUGUACCCAUUGACAUUGAAAGCGAAUAUGACGACAAUAGUCUGGAAGAAAACAUUGUCAACAAGGUUGAGGAUGACAAUGAAGAUCUGGGCAAUGAGCGAAGCAGGAUAUAUGACCUGGAAGCUCCUGAAGAGGUGAUGUCUGAGAACUUGUGGGAGAGAACAGACGUUUUGGCAGCGGUGAUAGCAUGCGGAGUGGUUGGAUUCCUGUGUGCAGUUUUCCUCCUCCUCCUCCUCGCCUACCGCAUGAAGAAGAAGGAUGAAGGUAGCUAUGACCUUGGAGACACCAAGGUUUCCUCAACAGCCUAUCAAAAAGCGCCCACCAAGGAGUUUUACGCCUGAACUGACCAAUAGGGACUUUAAAUGUAAUCUGUCACCUGCCAUCAGGGCUGAAAAUGGAUCUAUAAACAGCUGAAGAUGAAUCCUCUUGUUGAAGUUUGAAGUCAAGCACCUCUUCUCUUCUACAGUGCUCCAUAAAUGCUUUUAUUUCUUUCAUCUCUCUUAUCCUCUUCCAUCAUUUUUUUCUCUCCCUCAUGUUCAGGGUUUUUUUGUGAAUAAGAGGUAUUUAGAGAACAAAUAGGACUAUUAAAAAUAGAUUCCUGUAAUUCCAUCCCAGGGAUGGAGUUAGACAUUUAAUUCACAUCCUAAAUUGUAAGAAAAUAAUCUACUUUAAAGUAUCGAUAACACUGUGCCUUUAAACUUACAUAUUUUUUUAAGAUGAAGCAUGUGGGGCUUUACUUGGUUCUGCAUUACAGACAAAUCGAAUGUCUCAUUUAGCGUAACUGGGUAGUCCAAGUUCAAAGGAACAACACGAGGGAGUAAAUGUAUAACAUAUGGGAUUAUUAUAACAAAGAACCUUUAAACGUUGACAUCCUUUGCCCUUUAUUUGAGGUCAGAUUUGCUUAGUUUAACAGCUUGCAUUGUUACAUUUCAUUUUCUGUACGCUUUGCUGAAUCGAAGAUUUUAUGUCACUAUGAAGAAUGAAUAUGUUUUUUUUCCAUAUGCUGCCCAGUAUUGGAGUGAGAGAUUUUGCUACUCUGCAGGUACUUUCUGUAUUUUUUGUUGUUUUCUCACAUAUCUUUGAUACUUGUAGAACUGGCCAAAUAUAAAUGUUCUAUAUUUGUGUUUUUGGAAAAAUAUUUUUAAUUGAUUUUUUUUUUAAGUGUUUGCAUAUUUAGAGAUUAUAUUUCUGUACGCAAAGAGAUUUCAGUCUUUUUAUUCCACUCAUACAGUGUUAACCUUGAGCAGGUAAAAGCUCCUCAGCCUUGUAUCUGUCCAACAUUAGAAAUAUUUUCAGGAGUUUUUAUUUUUGGUGCAGCAAAUGUGGGACAGCGUUGCUAAGGUAGAGCCAAGGUUAAUCACUAUCAUUCACAAACCGUAGAAGUGACCAGUGUUGUCCGACACGAGCCAAAGCACAUUCCUGUCUUACUGUCAGCUGUGUACAGUUGUAAUGACGGGUUCGACGUUAAAGGGACAGAGGCAGCAUUGUUUUCUACAGUUUAUAGAGUCACUUUAUUCAAAUAUGAUCGUUUAAAGAUUUGUUUCUUCCUACAUGUCAUAAGCAGUGUACACCAUCAGGAGUUUCCAACUCUGUAAUGAUGACAGUGCCAGUCUGAAUGUAACCAUGUCAGGUUUUAAACAUGUUUCCUAAUUCUAAGUCUAUACCUCAACCAGCCAACCAGAGGUGUGUUGGAUCCUCUAGAGCUUUAAUAAGGACACAGUUAACAAGGCGUUAUUUCCUCUUGUUAGCACAUACUUUUUUACUUGUGAAUACCAUGUAAGGAAGUAUAUUUUAGUGGAAAUAUUUGGGAUUUGCACCAUGUGUAGACUGAGGAAUUUUAUUCAGCUCCCUACUGCUUAUUAUGUGUUAAAGAGGAACACUUUUUACAUCAGCCUCUAAUUUAGAUUGGAGAAAUGUUGUCUUGAAGCUCCGUUGGUGGCCGUACAUUCUUAAUGGGUUGGUGAAAUUUGGUUUAUCAAGAUGACUGAGUGGAUGAUACAAACAAAGAGGUGGGGGUUAAUUGGUUAAACUAUGAUUUGACCUGCCGUUAACACAUUCGUAUUAAAAUGACAUUGAUUUCAGAGUUUGCCCUGAGUUUGUUGACUUUGAGUUAAAUGUUAAUAAGAAAUGUUAAAUCGUUUGUUUAUUUUCCGUUGUUAAAGCUCACUGCCCCAUCUGUUGUAGAAAUGUUUGUUUAUUUUAACAGUUUGACUACCUUCAUGUCUGAUGCCACAUCUAUCUUUAAUGCUUAAAAUCAAGGCUACUUAAUAGUUUUUUUAUAACUGCCUUGGUCAUAAUAGAUUUAUAGCUGACUAUCUGAAUUCAAAUGCAAACUACCUAUUUACUAUGGCUGGAAUAAACAGGACGAUCUGAUCACUGACCCUAAGUGACUAACUGUUGAUAACUUGAUAUUUGUUGGCCUCUUGAAUCCUCAGUGCCUUGCAAUUCAUUGUCUACAUUAAUGCAGUAUUAGUGUCAUGCUUUGACCUUCACGCCGUACAGAAGUUCUCUGUUGUCAGACAUGAAUAAUACCUAUAAGGUUUUAAGACACUGCAGUGCUGGCAAUCCAACAGACAAUAACUUUCCUCUUCUUUGAUCUCUGUAAGUUUAUAUGAUAUGUACAUGUUACCAUAAUUUAUAUGUAUUAAUUUAUACUUGCAAAGACUAUAGUCCAAGUUAGUUUGUCAGUGAUAAAUUGGUAUUGUACAGUAUUUACUCAUGGUCAAGGCCUCUUCAUGCCUACUGCUCAGUUUGUUUUUUCAAAUUUGUUUGUCAAAGUAUUUCAAAGAUAAACUUUCGUUUAGUUUUUUUUUCUCUGAAUGGCUUUAAAAAACAAUUAAAGUUAAAAAAA
This is a messenger RNA of Paralichthys olivaceus (Japanese flounder), 3268 nucleotides long. NCBI's taxonomy places the organism in Eukaryota, Metazoa, Chordata, Actinopteri, Pleuronectiformes, Paralichthyidae. The record is from RefSeq and is a predicted model, not a curated record.